AUGACAACAGAGCUCACAAGUAAACAGAAAGCACGUGAGAAUGAUCGCGCAAGGAGGACGAAAGAUGGGGUUACUCAACUACCUCGCAAAAAGUUCUAUCGCCAAAGAGCGCACGCAAAUCCUUUCUCUGAUCAUAUGCUAGAAUACCCUAAAUCACCAGACGAUAUGGAUUGGUCCUUAUAUUUUCCACAUUACGUCCAGGAGGGAACGCCAGAGGAUCCCUCAAAGCCUCCUAAACUGACAAAAGACGUGGAAAUUGUCGACAUUGGCUGUGGUUUUGGAGGUCUUCUCAUUGCUCUAGCGCCCAAGCUACCUGACACUCUCACACUCGGCCUGGAAAUCCGAACACAAGUAGCAGGCUACGUUCAAGAACGUAUAAAAGCAUUGCGAUCACAAAACUCGGACAACAUGUAUCAGAACGUGGGCUGCAUUCGAGCAAACACUAUGAAGUUCCUCCCGAAUUUCUUCAAGAAGGCUCAACUAUCCAAGAUCUUCAUCUGCUUUCCCGAUCCUCACUUCAAGGCCAGGAAGCACAAAGCCAGAAUUGUAUCGACGACACUGAACUCCGAAUACGCUUAUGCGCUACGACCAGGCGGCAUUGUGUAUACUAUCACCGAUGUCGAGGACCUACACUUGUGGAUGGUUCAGCACCUUGAGGCUCAUCCUGCUUUUGAGAGGAUAUCGAAAGAGGAAGAAGAGGCGGAUGAAUGUGUCCAGGUCAUGUCGACUGAGACUGAGGAGAGCAAGAAGGUCACGAGAAAUAAUGGACAGAAGUUUGUAGCGUUGUUCCGAAGGUUAGAGGAUCCUCCGUGGUAG
Messenger RNA from Fusarium proliferatum ET1, 816 nucleotides. Its product is annotated as putative methyltransferase. The transcript is spliced from 3 exons. Gene Ontology annotation, molecular function: tRNA (guanine(46)-N7)-methyltransferase activity. Lineage: Eukaryota; Fungi; Ascomycota; Sordariomycetes; Hypocreales; Nectriaceae. Gene Ontology annotation, biological process: tRNA methylation; RNA (guanine-N7)-methylation. Bases 1 to 816 code for a protein of 271 amino acids. Gene Ontology annotation, cellular component: tRNA methyltransferase complex. The record is from RefSeq and is a predicted model, not a curated record.